Messenger RNA from Acaulospora colombiana, 302 nucleotides. The record is from the annotation of a GenBank genome assembly. Lineage: Eukaryota; Fungi; Glomeromycota; Glomeromycetes; Diversisporales; Acaulosporaceae.
ACCUGGUCCGCAAAAACGCGCUGAAACCUAUAGGGCUUUGCAAGAAUUAGUUAAGCAAGGAAAAGUUAAAAGUAUUGGGGUCUCAAAUUAUGGAGUUAAACAUUUGAAGGAGUUAAUGGAUAGCAAUCCUGAGAUUAUGCCUGCGGUCAAUCAGAUCGAGGGCCUUCAAAAUAAUUUUGUCGUGUUACCAAAGAGCACAAAUGAAGGUCAUAUAAUUUAUAAUACCGAGGUAUACGAUUUUGUAAUUGAAGAAGGGGAUAUGAAAACUCUUAAUUGUUUGGAUGAACGCUUUGUUGCUGGAG